Messenger RNA from Cornus florida, 2486 nucleotides. RefSeq names its product RING-H2 finger protein ATL46-like. The transcript is spliced from 2 exons. The record is from RefSeq and is a predicted model, not a curated record. NCBI's taxonomy places the organism in Eukaryota, Viridiplantae, Streptophyta, Magnoliopsida, Cornales, Cornaceae. Bases 720 to 1859 code for a protein of 379 amino acids.
UCCCAACCUGAUCCAUAUGUAAUAUUACUUUCCAUCUUAACUUAAUCUCCUUUGCAAUCCUCCCUCCACCCCGCAUCCAAUGCAAUUUUUGGAAAUACUUUUAUCUAAAUACAAAAAUGCCCUUUGUGCUUUUCGGCUCCCUUGGGCCAAGCCUCAACUUUUUGGAAGCUACUACCAGGUAUAUGGUGCCCACUGCCCACAAUCUGCUACCCAAUUUUCUCCCUCCAAUAAAAAGCAAAAUUGAAACCCUUCAAAAGAAAACUGAGAAUAGGGUUUCUGCAGCAACUAACCCUGAAAAAAUGGGUUCCAAUUGGUAGCAGAUUUUCAAACACUGAGGUAGGUAAGCCAAAAACUUGACAUUUUCAAAGUCUCCUUCCCUUGUUUUCCACACUCUUGGUAACUUGGCUUUCAUGUCAAAGCAAGGCCAAUAUAUAUAUAUAUAUAUAUAUAGUAUUUUUUUUCACCAAAUCUCCUUUUAAAGCAAUAUAAUACAUCACAAAUCUGAGUCGAGAAUUGAUUUUUCUUUAAUGGAUUUCUUCUGAAUGCAAGAAAAAAAUGACCCUUUUGCUUGAAUUAUGAGUUGGGUUUGAUAUCUAAAGCAAGCAAAAGAUAUUAGGUUUUUGGGUUAUCUAUAUCUAUAUAUAUAUACAUGGCACACUCCGUUGAUUUCCUGGAAUUUGGGUGAAGUUAUGGGUUUUUAGCAUGCCCAUUUGCUAAAAAUGCCUUGGAUUCAAUCCCAAAUCAAGCAAAAAGAUGGUCUUUUGACCCAACCUCCUCUCUCUCCUCUUCUCUCCUCUUCUCUCUCAUCCUCAUCCUCAUCCUCAUCCUCAUCCCCAUCUUCAUCAUCAGGGAGUAAAAUAAGCCCAGCAGUUCUUUUCAUCAUAAUUAUAUUAGCUGUUAUAUUCUUCAUCUGUGGUCUCGUCCACAUGCUCGUUAGAUUUGUGAUAAAGCAAAGGUCGUCUUCCUCAUCAAUCUCUCAGUCCAAUAGGCACCUAGAAAUGUCUGGUUCCGACGCUUUCGAGAGGCAGUUGCAACAAUUAUUUCAUCUUCACGACUCCGGCCUAGAUCAGGCUUAUAUAGAUGCGCUCCCCGUGUUCCUCUACAAAGAAGUAAUAGGCCUGAAGGAGCCUUUCGAUUGUGCUGUGUGUCUGUGUGAAUUCUCAGAACAGGACAAGCUGAGAUUGCUUCCCUUGUGUAGUCAUGCUUUCCACAUCGAUUGUAUAGACACAUGGUUGCUGUCGAAUUCGACUUGUCCACUUUGCAGAGGCACCCUUUUCACGCCUGGGUUUUCUAUUGAAAACCCUGUUUUUGCUUUUGAUGAUUCGAGGGUAGAAGAUGGGGUUUUGGGCAAUGGAGUGGUUGGGGUUCCUUGUGGUCAGAAGCCAGCUGAGAUUGAGAUUGUUGGUGAAAGGAGGGUUUUCCCAGUGAGUCUUGGCAAAUUCAGAACCACAAAUGAUGGCGGUGGCGGUGGCGGUGGCGGUGUUGGUGGUGGUGGAGGGGAGGAGAGAGGAGGUGGAGAGACUAGUAGUAGUAGUUUGGAUGCAAGGAGGUGUUUCUCAAUGGGGUCAUACCAGUAUGUGGUGGAUUCAAACUUGCAAGUGGCAUUGUGCCCUAAUAGGGGUAAUGGUAAUGGUGGUGCUGGUGGUGCUAAUGUGAGGGUUGUGAAAGGCAGAGGAGGACACAAUGGGAAUUCCUCAAUUGAUGGGGAUGUUGAGGGGAAGAAAAUCAACAUUAGAAGUAAAGGUGAAAGCUUUUCUGUUUCCAAGGUGUGGUUGUGGCCAAAGAAGGGUAAAUUCCCAAGUUCUUCAGAUACUCAUAUGGUUAGUUUGCCAUGGACUGAGAGAACUCAAGCUACAUGAAGAUGGCAAUGUUGUUACUUUAUCUUUUUCAUUUAAAUUCCACACACUUGUAAGUUUGAGCAAAUACUUUUCUUGUUGUCAUCAUAAUAUUAUUCUUCUGUAUUAUAUACUACUCCCUUAUGGUCCAUAAACUAAACCAGUAAGCUCUAAACCCUUGUAGAUUGAUCAAAAUCUGAUAUGAAUUUGUAUUGGGUUGUUUUUUUAUUCUACUGUGAUUUUAUGUAAUUAUAUAGAUACAACAUAUGUCUCAAAAAUGCAUUUGAUAGUGGCCAUAUGGUGAGAGGCUAUGUCACAUGGAGUCUAUGUGAAGCACAUGGAAUCUUUCACAGUAUGUGAAGCACUCGUGUCCCUGACUCGUUAUUCGGACAUGGUAUGGAAUAUAUGUUCGGCACUUCUACGACCUAUAAGAUGAUCAAGGAUGCUUGUUUUUACUAUUAUGGUAUUCUAGUGAAGGCAGGGGUUGGAGAUUUCAUGACCAAGGCCCCCUCGGGUUGAUUGUCGGUGCAUCUUUGCUUUGACGGAGAGGUGGUUCGUGCCCUUAUUUUUUCCAAGUUGAACAUGCACCUAAAAAAUAUAUUCAAUAAUUUUAUUUUAUUAUAUUUUUACUUCGAAUGAGUUUAAUGUUAA